UUUUGUACAGCAGCGCCAAUGGUCGCUCACUUACCAAGUAUUCUUCACUUUAGAGCUAUUGUUGAUCGUGUCGUUUAUUGAAGACCUCGACGAUUUGUUUCAGCUGCGUGGAAUUGUCCAUAUCUCCGACGCACACCGACCGGUUUGUGUUGGCUCGAAAGUCGUUUGCCAUGAAGCUCCAGUGUGAUGUGGAGGUGGUUCAUCGGAUGCUGCCCACCUACGGAAUGAAGAGCCGUGGAAAAGGAACCAGAGCUGUGCUUUCCAUCGGGAAACACUUGGACAAGAAGGGUGAGCGGAGCAACGUUUACAUGAUGAUCUGCACUGCUAAGGACAGAGCUGGAUCCAAGUACAAGCUCAAAGACAACAUUGAAAGGUUCUUUACUUUUUUUGUGGAUGAAGGCAAAGCCACUGUGAGGUUAAAGGAGCCUGCUAUUGACGUGUGCUUGAGCAAGGCAGAUGUGAACAGCUUGAAGAACUUCCUCUCCGCUGCUCGUCUGGCCGACAAAGGAAGUGACACGAGCAGCCUUCCUCUCUCCACCCUCACUCCUGUGCGGGCGAGAGACGUGGAGCAACCCAAGAAGAAGCUGAGCAUCGUGUCCAAGAAGGAUUAUCCCCUCACCUCCAACUUCCCGUACUCCCUGGAGCAGCUCACCGUCUCCUACUGCCGACUGUCCCGAGUGGACAUGCGGAUGUUGUCGCUAAAAGCGCUGCGUAAGUUGGACCUCAGCUACAACCACAUCACGAAGCUUCCUGCCACCAUCGGCGAUCUGAGCUGCCUGUCGGAGCUCGUCCUCCACCACAACCACCUGGAAGCCUUCAGUGAGGCGCUGUGUCUGUCCACCCUGCAACAGACCCUUCAGAGGCUGGACCUCAGCCAGAACCGAUUGCGGUACCUCCCGGCACAGUUCUGCCAGCUCAGAGAACUGGUUGACUUCAAGGUGGACGACAACCAGCUGCUUUGUUUGCCCUUUCACAUCGGGCGACUCUCGAAACUGAGGUUCCUGUCUGCGGCACAUAACCAGCUGUCGGUGCUGCCCGGCGACUUCCGUAAACUCACGCUGGAAAACUUGGACUUGUUCGGGAACCCGUUCGUUCAACCCAAUCCUCUGGAUCACACCAUGCGGCUCACCUUUCCACUCUCACUUCAAGAGUUGGCGUCCAGAGCGGUGGGGAACUUGAGACUAGCCCACGGUCCGGAUGUCAUCCCUGCGCACUUGUGUCGUGACCUUGAAGUGGCAAAGCUCUGCGACUGUAAAAGGUUUUGCAUCAGCUUCUACAUCAAGACGACAAUGAACAUGAACCUGCACGAGGUCUCCAACACUGUGGUGCUGGUGGACGACAUGGGCGGCACCGACGCUCCUGUGCAGAAGUACUUCUGCUCGCUCUCCUGUUACUCCGAAUUUCUGGACCUCAUUAUCCAGAGAGGAGGAAGAUAAAGGCACACACAUGAACUGAACUUCACCAAUUGUGUCAUCACACUUCAUAUGACUGACUUUUUGAUGGUCUAAUUCACUAUUUUACUGUGUUUCUACACAACAGAGGAACCUGCUGGACUCAAUUUGCACUGUUUUUAUCUAAGCAGGAAGUGGUAAACAUGGAAUUUCCUGGUCCAGUAGUGCUGGUUUGUAUAUGAUGCCUCAUUUAUUUACUGUUUACAUUUAUAAAUAUAUCUAUAUUUGGAUAAAAUGUGGACAAGUUUAAUAAAAAUUAAAGUAUGUAUGUUCUCUUUUU
Molecule: messenger RNA, 1731 nt
Organism: Synchiropus splendidus (mandarinfish)
Lineage: Eukaryota; Metazoa; Chordata; Actinopteri; Syngnathiformes; Callionymidae
Gene: lrr1
Product: leucine rich repeat protein 1
Exons: 6
Coding region: 171-1436 (421 amino acids)
Molecular function (GO): protein binding
Source: RefSeq, a predicted model, not a curated record